GGGCCGCGAUGGCGGCGCCGGGGGUGCCGAAGGCCGCGUACCUGCAGCGGUACCUGAGCGGCCCCGCCGAGCCCGCCCGCGCCCGCCGCCGCCGCAGGAAGAUCAACCCCCGAGCCGGGAUGCGCAUCGUGGAUGACGAUGUCAGCUGGAGCAGCCUCGCCCCGCAGAAGGAGGAGGAGGAGGAGGAGGAGGAAGGGGACAUGCCUGUGGUGGCAGAGUUCAUUGAUGAGCGCCCCAAGGAGGUGAAGCUCAUGGAGGAAUUCCGAACAAACUCCAAAUGGAAGCUCCUAGGAGAUGAGGACUCACAGAGUUCGGAUAUUUCGGGACCUGCCAAGUCUGCUACGAGGCGGCGGCACCAUGACUCCCCAGAGCCCUCGACCCCAGCAGGGAGACAGGAUGGCUCCUCAGAGCUCUGUCCUGCGAGACGGCAGCGCCACGACACCCCUGACCCAUCCCCUCCCAGGAGACAACGUCAUGACACCCCAGAUGUGUCACCCCCCAGGAGACAGCGCCAUGACACCCCAGAUGUGUCACCUCCCAGGAGACGGCAGCGCCACGACACCCCCGACCCAUCCCCUCCUCGGAGACAACGUCACGACACCCCAGACUUGUCACCUCCCAGGCGACAACGUCACGACACCCCUGACCCAUCCCCUCCCAGGAGACAGCGCCACGACACCCCUGACCCGUCCCCUCCCAGGAGACAGCGCCACGACACCCCUGACCCGUCCCCUCCCAGGCGACAACGUCACGACACACCAGAUCUGUCACCUCCCCGGCGGCGGCAGCGUCACGACACCCCCGACCCCUCACCCCCCAGGAGACAACGUCACGACACCCCAGACUUGUCACCCCCCAGGAGACAGCGUCAUGACACCCCUGACCCAUCCCCUCCCAGGAGACAGCGUCAUGACACCCCAGACCUGUCCCCUCCCCGGCGGCAGCGUCAGGAUUUGUCACCUCGGAGAGAGAAGCCGGGGUCCCCGAGUGGGAAGAAGAGCCAGACGAAAGGACGGGCCUCACCCACCCACAAGGACCAGCACAGGUCACGGAGCCCCCCGGAGCUCUCCCCGCGUCGCCAGGAUUCCAAGGGCUCUCCCAAGAAGGCCAGCACAAUGGCGUCCGGGGGCCGAGCCGGCCUGGUGUCGGCCGAUGUGCUGCAGAGGGAGAAGCAGGAGCUCCGCAAGCACGAGAGGAGCACCAAGCACCUGGAAGAGGAAUCCCGGAACGCUCAGACCGUGUUCCGAGACAAGUCCGGCCGCAAGAGGAACCUGGCCCAGGAGCAGCUGGAGCAGAGGCUGAAGGCUGAGGCAGAGGCCAAGAGAGAAGAGCAAUAUGCCAAGUGGGGAAAAGGGCUGGCACAGGAGAGGCAGCAGCAGCAGAACGUGGAGGAUGCAGUCAAGGAGAUGCAGAAGCCCUUGGCCCGUUACAUUGAUGACCAGGACCUGGAUCGAAUGCUGAGGGAGCAGGAGAGGGAAGGAGACCCCAUGGCUGCUCUCAUCAAGAAGAGGAAGGCCAAGGAGAACAAUAAGAAAGAAAAACCCAGGUACAAGGGACCAGCACCUCCACUCAACAGGUUCAACAUCUGGCCUGGGCAUCGCUGGGACGGUGUGGACAGGUCCAACGGGUUCGAGCAGCAGCGCUUCGCCCGCAUUGCCAACAAGAAGGCCGUGCAGGAGCUCGCCUACAAGUGGAGCGUGGAGGACAUGUAGGGGAGAGCUCCUGCAGUGCCCCACGGGCAGCACCCACUGCCAGAGCCCUGAGGAGUGCCCUGCCCUCCCUGGAGCAAGCCCUGUGCUCGGCAUUCAGCCCACUGCACCAUCUUCCCAGAGGCAAGGCUGGCUUUCCUGGCAGCCAGAGCCUCCGGCUCUCUGGGGAGGACACUGGUUUCUUGUUUGUUUUCUAACAAACUUCUGUUCUAUGCCAAAUGCUUUGACCUCUGAGGGCAGUUCCCAAGUCUUCAGGUGUCCUAAAUCUCAGGUGAAAAUCUGCUGAACGCUUGGGCUUGGGAGAGCCACCCUCAUGCAGUUGGUCAGUCUGCUCCAGACCUCAGGUUAAGUGGAACUUCUCAACUUCUGUCAAGUUGAUGCAGUUAUUUUGCCAUGUAGAUCCCAGAGUCACCAGCGUACAGGAAAGUUCAAACUCGGCUUCUCCUGACCCUGUCCAAACAGGAAACUGAGCAGGGAACGCUCUGGCACUGCAGUGCUGCAUUGGUUCAGGAGCCUCAGCAAUUCUUCAGGGCUCUGUUUCUAGUGGAAGUAAAUGUGUGGAAAAUUAGGACUUGAGACCUGGAAUUGCUUCCCUCCUAGUUUGCCCCCCAGACCCCUCUGGAUUUGGGGCUGAUCUCAGCUCUUGACUCGCUCCACUGGGAGGUCUAACAACCCUUCUCCUGUGGUCAGAUUUGUCAGUCUCAGAGCUGGGGGCCGGGCAGAGCUUCCCUUAAUCCCUGUGUGCCAGAAAGCACUUGUGGAAAUAAAUGCAGUUGUUCUUGCUGAGGUGCCGGGGAGCAGCGAUGAAAUGCAGGCAGCAGUUUCCAUGGAGAUGCCUUGGCUGCAGCAGUGGGCAGAGGCAGGGCAGGAUCACUCUUUUCAGGGAUUCUCCAGCGCUGGGAGGGCCAUGGGUGGGAGGGACAGCAGCACAGUCUGCUCUGGAGUGCCAGACUCUUGGGACUUCCCUGGUUUUCAUCCCUCUGUCACAUUUGCAGCAGCCCUGGAAUUGGUGUGUUCACCUGUAAAUAAAACCUCUCUUUUUUUACUCGA
Messenger RNA from Lonchura striata (white-rumped munia), 2759 nucleotides. RefSeq names its product BUD13 spliceosome associated protein (gene BUD13). Gene Ontology annotation, molecular function: RNA binding. NCBI's taxonomy places the organism in Eukaryota, Metazoa, Chordata, Aves, Passeriformes, Estrildidae. Gene Ontology annotation, biological process: mRNA splicing, via spliceosome. Gene Ontology annotation, cellular component: U2-type spliceosomal complex; RES complex. The record is from RefSeq and is a predicted model, not a curated record.